AUGUCAGAUUCCCAGGACAACCCCCUCACUAAGGACAUUGUAUUAAAGAAAUACAAGGAAGUGUUUGAUGGCAUUGGUCUGCUAGCCGGUGAAUGUAAGAUUCACAUUGAUCCCACUGUCCAGCCUGUGGUGCAUCCCUCAAGAAAGGUCCCUAUAGCAUUACAAGAAAAAGUCAAGGAUGAGUUACUCCGCAUGGAGUCAUUAGGUGUCAUCGAAAAGGUCAAUGAACCCACUGACUGGGUUAGUUCAAUGGUCGUUGCCGAAAAAGCCAAUGGCAAAAUUCGUAUAUGUCUGGAUCCGCGUGACUUGAAUAAGGCCAUUCAACGUCCACAUUACCCUUUAAGAACUCUGGAUGAUAUAUUGCCUCAGCUUUCAGGCGCAAAGUACUUCACAAAGCUUGAUGCUAGGAGUGGUUAUUGGGCAUUGAAACUUGAGAGAGAGUCAUCGUUCCUUACAUGUUUUAACACCUUAUAUGGAAGGUACCGAUAUGUCCGAGUUCCCUUUGGUCUGAAGUCAAGCGGUGAUCUUUUUGUGCAAAAGAUUGAUGCUUGUCUUGAAGGUCUAAGUGGCGUAGCUGUCAUCGUGGAUGACAUACUAGUGUAUGGGUCAUCUAGAGAAGAACAUGACUCCAAUCUUAGAGCAGUCCUAAAGAGGUCUCAUGAUGAAGGAAUUCGUUUUAACGAAACCAAACUCGAGGUCGGGGUAUCAGAAGUAGACUACUUUGGUCACCUCACAUCACAUCUCACAUCAGAUGCUCCUGCACGAUUGCAGCGUAUGCUACUACAGCUACAGAAAUAUGAUCUUGACAUCAAACAUUAUCCAUCCAAACAAGUACCAGUUGCAGACACACUGAGCAGGAACUUUCUAAAUGAAACGUUCCCUGAAUUGUCACAAGGCAUGGACAUGCAGUCUCAGAUGCUUGAACUCAUUCACACAGGUCACAUGGGAGUUGAGAAAUGUCUCAGAAGGGCCCGGGAUGUUAUGUUUUGGCCAGGAAUAUCGGCUGAUAUUACCAAUCUCGUGUUAAAAUGCAACACAUGUAUAAAACACAGAAACUCAAACCCAAAAGAGCCAUUAAUUCCCCUUGAGAUUCCUGAUUAUCCAUGGCAAAUUAUAGGCACUGAUCUAUUCACCUGGGAAAACAGGAACUAUCUUCUGAUAGUGGAUUACUAUAGCAGGUAUUUUGAGGUCAAGGAAUUGCCCAAUAUGAAAAGCACCACGGUCAUAAACAGAAUGAAAGGCAUAAUGGCCAGAUGGGGAAUUAGUGAGAAGGUUAUAUCUGAUGGUGGUCCCUGUUAUAUCUCUCAGGAGUUCGCUGAUUUUGCAAAAGAAUGGGAUUUCAAUCACCAGACAAUUAGUCCCUAUCACAGUCAAUCAAACGGUCUAGCUGAGAAAUAUGUGUCAGUUUGUAAGAAACUCCUUACAAAGGCUAAGGACGCUGGGCGUGAUCCUUUUAUUGGCAUAUUAGAAUACCGGACCACCCCUCUUGAGUCAGGGUAUUCCCCUGCGCAGUUAAACAUGGGCAGACAAUUGCGCUCUAUCCUCCCAACAUCUAAGGAAAAUCUGAUGCCCAAGGUGAUAUCUCCUAAUUUAGUCAGGCAGGGUAUUCAAGGUAGCAAACAGAAGGGGAAGAAAUAUUAUGACAGACAAGCAAGGUCACUAGAGCCCUUAACAUAUGGAGAAAAUACAAUGAUACAACAAUUAAAUAAAACUUGGAGACCAGCCACUGUAGUUGACAAGUUUAAUGAAAGAUCAUACACUGUUCAGUGCCCAGAUGGGUCUAUGUACACACGAAAUAGGCGGGAUCUAUUAAAGACCAAUGAGCCCUGCCAUGGUCAAUUUGCAGAGCCAGAAAUACAGGAAAUGCCUUUAGGUCAAACACCUACCCAGUCUGACAUCAAAGAUUCGGAAAGCCCUCUAAUUGGCAGUACUUCCUCUCCAUGUAUCAAUCACAAUCUGUACGUGACCAGGUCAGGAAGGGCCGUAAAACCAAAAGUAAUUGAAUCCAUGUGA
Mya arenaria is the source of this 2013-nucleotide messenger RNA. RefSeq lists its product as uncharacterized. The record is from RefSeq and is a predicted model, not a curated record. The transcript is spliced from 3 exons. Lineage: Eukaryota; Metazoa; Mollusca; Bivalvia; Myida; Myidae. Gene Ontology annotation, molecular function: nucleic acid binding. The coding region runs from base 1 to 2013 and encodes 670 amino acids. Gene Ontology annotation, biological process: DNA integration.